This is a messenger RNA of Limanda limanda (common dab), 2294 nucleotides long. It is a transcript of the gene perp, whose product is annotated as p53 apoptosis effector related to pmp22. Bases 156 to 713 code for a protein of 185 amino acids. The record is from RefSeq and is a predicted model, not a curated record. Gene Ontology annotation, biological process: cell-cell adhesion. Gene Ontology annotation, cellular component: membrane; cell-cell junction. The transcript is spliced from 3 exons. NCBI's taxonomy places the organism in Eukaryota, Metazoa, Chordata, Actinopteri, Pleuronectiformes, Pleuronectidae.
ACCACCAGCACACAAGGGUGGGGCUCUCUCGUCCUCUCAGCUCCUACACGCAGACAGACACACGCAGACAGACAGGAGCAGCUCACUCGACGGUCUCCAGCUUCCUCCUCUUGUCUCCGGUCUCCACCACCUUCCUCCACACACCGCCCUUCACCAUGUUCCGCUGCGGGAUCGCGUACCCCCGGUGCAGGUGGAUCGUUCCCCUGCUGCUGCUCUUCGCCAUUAUUUUCGACAUCAUCGCCAUCGCCGCCACCUACGGAUGGGUGGAGGACGAGGACGCCAAGUCCCACUACGCCAGCAUGUGGGAGCAGUGCCGGGGCAGGAACGACCACUGGAAAUGCGAGUCGCUCAUGGAGAUGUCUUGGGCCCAAGCAGUGGCUGCCCUGAUGAUCAUCGGCCUCCUCAUCCUCAUCGUCGCCUUCAUCCUCUCCUGCGUGGCUCUGUGCUGCUCGCUCAACAUGUCUCUUCUGCCCCUCAUAGCAAUAAUGUUGAUUAUUGUCGUGGUCCUCCAGGUCAUCGCUCUGAUCGUCUACCCCGUCAAGUUCAACGAGGAGAUCUUCGAGGGCACCUACUACUACACCUGGGCCUACGGCUUCGGGUGGGGCGCCACCAUCCUCUGCAUCGGCUGCGCCAUCCUUUUCUUCUGCCUGCCGCGCUAUGAGGACGAGCUGAGCGGCUUCGCCAAGAAGAAAUACCUCUACACCUCCACUUAGAGACAUUUCCUGCACACCCGCCCAGUCACAGCCACGUCCGCUUAACACUCUGAGCCGGACGUUGUCCCGGCCAUUAAACAUGUACAAUUUCAUCAUAUAUCCACGAUGCUGCAGUUAAAACCAGUUCAGCGAUGGAGAAAACCUCAUCUACCAUCCAAGAGUGAAGUCAGAAGUCAGGCGUGAUUCUUAGCAGGAGUGGACUGUGAUUGGCGGGAUCAACCGCUUUAAUGUACUGACCUCUAGAUUAAGUCAGCGUCAUUGAUGUUUUUUAACCAUGCUAUUUUUUUUACACAUUGUGCAUUUGACAACAUAUUGCUCACUUUUUACCUGUAGUCUUCAAUGCAAGAUCACCCAAGUGCACUUAACCUGAGGGGACCUCUUCCAGCUUCGUUUUCUCCUGAUUUAUCUUAGUGCUCAUAAAAACUUUGGUAAAAGGGCAAUUGAGGCUAAAAAUUCGGCUCAGAAUACUAAAGAAAUCGUUAAUCAUCAUUUGUUUUUGUGCACUAAAUGAGAGUUUCUCUGUUCUUCAGUGUGUCUUCGCUGUGCGUAAGUGAGCAAAAGCUUAGACUCAGCAGCUGAAUUUAAUCUAUACAUAUGCUAAUAUAUGUAGUUUUAGCUCUGCACCUUUUUAAUGCAUUUUUCUAUAAUUCUCGUUUGACUUUUGAGAUCUUACUGACUUAUUACCAAAGGGGUAUCACUGUGGAGUUUGCUGUGCUGUCUUCGUCCCUGUUUUGAACACUAUUAUUAUUAUUAUUCCUGUGUCGUUGCGGAUGCCUUAUAUGCUAGCGAAGAGGAGACGUGUGGGUUUUUUGACUUGGCUGCAGUUGUUGUUUCUGUCAUUUUUAGCUGAAAGCAAAUUUAGAUUCAGUUUCAAUUGAACUUUAGUAUUAAUCUGUUUACCUGAGAACGGUUUUACUUUUUUCCUCUAACGGUCCAAAUGUACGUCCUUGUCAAAGAUUUAAAGGGAACAAUAUAAACUCUCAUCCUGUGUUUUCCAUGUCUUCGCUUCAGAGUGGGUGCAUUUAGAAAAAAGACCAACAUAUUUUUAUAUUGAGUCACUUGGAAAAAACACUAAAAGUAUUCAUGUUUUGAUGCCAUCGUCUGGUUUGAUGAGACUAUGAGACGGAGGUAUAAAAUCCUCAGGCUUCUUCUGCUGUGUCGAAUGUAUUAUCAAACUGGUGAGUCUGGUUUUACUGCCUCUCACUUGUUCGCAGUUACAUUUUUCUCAGACCAAUUUUCUGCCUGAACACGACCAAAUUAUAUUGUUUCGUUGCAUGAGCGUUCAAAGGGAAGAUCUGUGACUGUUCUACAAUAAGCAUAAGCGUAAGGGCGGAUUCAGGCAGGUCUACACUUGAAGAAACUCUCUCUGUGUGUCUCAAACAUGCUUUUAACCACAGGAGUAAAUCUGUUUCCAGCUCCGACUUAAAAAAACUAAAAAAUCCUCAUUAGUGCGUGUUUGGGGAAAAAACGUCACUUUCAUCCACUUCUAGAAACCUCCCAGCUAUUUUCUGCUGUAGUAUGAACUGAUUAUUUUUGGUAGUCUGUACAUUUGAAUUCAAUAAAGAAUUACAGUAUUUUGAA